Molecule: messenger RNA, 3767 nt
Organism: Populus trichocarpa (black cottonwood)
Lineage: Eukaryota; Viridiplantae; Streptophyta; Magnoliopsida; Malpighiales; Salicaceae
Product: putative E3 ubiquitin-protein ligase LIN
Exons: 7
Coding region: 541-3459 (972 amino acids)
Source: RefSeq, a predicted model, not a curated record
CAAAAGACAAAUCUUGAACUGGCACUCAAAAGCAUUUGACAAGGCAACAUCGAUCAUGCAAUGCCAUUGAGACUAGAUGUUGUUCUGCGCGCUGAUCUGCUUCUAAUUUUCCAUGAAUUUGAUUAUUUCUGCUACUUCUGUCAGUGUGGGUCCUGUUCAUGCUAGGCAUUUCAUAUGCUUCCCCUAGUUUCAAAAAUUGUUUUCUUUCUUGCUUGCUUGAUUGAUCCAUUCAUCUCAGGCCAUAUCACAUCCCUGUCUCCCUCUUGUUUUAACUUACAGUAUUUUAUGAAGAAUUGUAUUUGUUGGGUUUGAUUGGUGGGAGUUUUAACUGAUGUAACUAAUUUGAACCGGGCCGGUUUACCUAAAGAAAAUCACCCUGAGUUCUCUCUGUCCUUAUUUGUGUGUCUUUCUUAACCACUUUCUUGCAUUUUCUUGCUUCUAUAGCUGUACUUUGUUAUCUAUUCUUGGUUGUGAAGGAAUGUCAGUGAACCUUUUGACACUUAAUUCUUCGCUCCAAAACCAAACUCAGUUCACCUAGAAAUGGCUUCCUUGAAUCAGUUGCUCGCUGAGGAAGGAUUUGAGCACAGAAGUUUCUUGAGAAAUAGAGCACAAGUGAAGCCCAGAGACAGAUUAAUUAGACCAGAAGAGUCUGUAAUAUUGCCUAUACAUGUUUGCCAUGAUCAGAAAAGACCCCAUUCUUCCAAGAAGAAGACCGAUAAGGCCUCCACUCGAAAAGGGUCGUCGAUAUUUUCAUCGAGGAGAGUGAGUUCGGAUACGGAGAGAUUGCAGUCUAAGUCAUUGUUGAGGGGAGAAGAUCCUGCAAUCGAUGAAAUAGCUAUUAGAGCAGUGGUAUCUAUACUCAGUGGUUAUAUAGGCAGGUACACAAAAGAUGUGAGUUUUAGGGAGAUGAUUAGAGAGAAGUGCAACUCUUGCUUGGUGGGAAGAAGCAUGGGUUCGGAUGAUGGGAUUUUUGGGAAUAUGGAGUCGGGAAUGGAAAGCAUUGAGAAGUUGGUUGAAGAGCAAGCAACAAGAAAGGAGGUGAAGGUGGAGUCAUUGAAAAACCCAAUCCAGCUUUUGAACAUUGUUGCUUCAUUGAAUUCUAAGAAAUCCGGGAAUGGUUCCACUUGUGGUGUUCCCAAUUCACAUCUCUCAGCUUGUGCUCAAUUGUACUUGUCUAUUGUUUACAAGCUAGAGAAGAAUGACAGGACAUCUGCCAGGCAUCUACUUCAUGUUUUUUGCGAUGCGCCAUUUUUAGCAAGAACUCACUUGCUUCCUGAUCUUUGGGAGCAUUUCCUUCUUCCCCAUCUUCUUCAUCUUAAAGUUUGGUACCAUGAGGAACUUGAAUUUCUCUCAGGCUCCCAGCAUGUUGAGAUGGAAAGAAAGGUGAAAACUUUGAGUAAGGUCUAUAAUGACCAGAUGGAUAUGGGAACAAUCCAGUUUGCUCUUUACUAUAAAGAGUGGCUCAAGGUUGGGGCUAAAGCUCCUUCUGUUCCAGCCAUCCCUUUGCCAUCUAGAUCAAGUUAUGCACCAUCAAUGAGGAGAUCAUCGGAUUCUUAUAACUCACGUUCCUCCAUCAACACAAACUUAUACCGAGCUGUGUUUGGCCCCACGCUAGAACGCCGAUCGAUGGACUUCGAUUCUCGAAAUAGAGCUUCAAUGGAUACAUGGAGCAUAGAGGAAGAAAAGGUGUGCAUAGAUGAAUACAAAGAUUCCAAUUAUGCUACUUAUAAGAAGACGAGGAAUCCUCGAAGGCCAUCGAGUCAAAAUUAUGGAAUUUCGAAAAAUGAUAUAUGGCAUGAGCCUCAGAAAUCAGACUAUUUUAGGCUCUUUUCCUGCCAAAGUGUGUUAUCAGAAUGCCUGGUUAAUGGAAACAUCAUAGUCAGGAGUAAUUCAAUCAGGAAUGAAGAGACAAUCCAUCUCCCUCCUAGUGAUCUAAGUAGAGCCAUAAGCACUAUUUGCUCCUCAGAUAGUCUAGCUGAGUGUGAAAUUGCAAUCCAUGUCACUGCCAAAGCCUGGUUGGACUCACCUGGCAGUAACGUAAUUGAAGGUGCUUUAUCAAAGGUACCUGUGAUUGAAGGGUUGCUUGAGGUCUUGUUUGCUUCCACUGAUGAUCAAGUUCUAGAGCUGGCAAUAUCUAUUCUCGCACAGCUUGUAACAAGAAAUGAAGCAAAUAGGCUAAUAGUACUAAACGCUGAUCCACAGCUCAAGAUCUUCAUGAAACUCUUAAAAAGUAGCAGUUUAUUUCUCAAAGCUGCUGUUCUGCUUUACCUAUCGAAGCCGAAGGCAAAACAGAUGGUUCCUAUCGAGUGGGUAGCACUAGUCCUUCGAGUUUUAGAGUUUGGAGGCCAGUUGCAGACCUUAUUCACAGUAAGGUGCAUGCCUCAAAAGGCAGCAAUGUACUUCUUAGACCAACUUCUAACAGGUUUUGAUGAAGAUAGGAACUUAGAGAAUGCUAGUCAAGUUGUUUCCCUGGGAGGAUUGAGCUUGUUGGCAAGGACCUUUGAAGUAGGGGACGUUAUCGAGAGAAAUCAUGCUGCUACGCUCAUGUUAUGUUGCAUUCGAGCUAAUGGGAGCUGUCGGAACUACUUAGCUGACAAUUUGAACAAGACUUCUCUCCUUGAGCUCAUUGUUCUUGGUAUCCAGAAGAAUUAUAAUGGGUGUGCAUUCAAUUUACUAGCGGAGCUACUGUGCCUGAGCAGAAGAACACGGAUCGUUAAAUUCUUAACGGGACUCAAUAAUGGAUGGGGUGGCUUGAACACCAUGCACAUCUUUUUAGUCUAUCUCCAGAGAUCUUCGCCUGAAGAACGCCCUCUGGUUGCGGCAGUUCUCUUACAGCUUGAGCUUCUGGUAAGUCCAUUUGGAGAUCUUUCGAAGUCCAGUUUGUAUAGGGAAGAAGCAGUUGAGGCAAUCACAGAAUCUUUAGAUUGCCCCAGCACAAAGGUUCAAGAACAAUCCUCAAAAGCUCUCUUGAUGUUGGGAGGCUGUUUUUCAUACAAUGGAGAGGCGACCGCAGAAGAUUGGCUUUUACAACAAGCAGGCUUCCAUGAGAGAUUACGAGGAUCAUUUCGACAAAAGGAAAUGUUUGAUGGGAACUUGAAUGAAGAGGAAGAUGCAAUGGAAGAUUGGCAAAGGAAAGUAGCAGUAGUCUUGCUCAACAGUGGCAGCAAGAGUUUUUUGGCUGCCCUUUCGAAUUCCAUUGCCAAUGGCAUCCCAAAUUUAGUGCAAUCAAGCCUCUUCACUGUUGCAUGGAUGAGCAGAAUCCUGCUUCCAGUAACAAAUGAAAAUUCAAUCUCAAAAUUUCAGCCGCAACUGCUAGAAUUACCACAUUAUGACAAAGCUCUAAUUGAAAGAGUGAGUCCAUAUUUUUCACCGCAGCAUCUCAUAAAAAGUUCAGAAUAUCUCUCCAUGCUUUCAACAUUGAAUAAAGAGUUGAUAGAUCCUCUUCGAAAUCCUUUGUGACUUGGAUAACUUAUCAGCCUAUCUUGUCAACCAACACAAGCAAUUACAGGAAUCAAGAAGUGCAAGCACAACGUUGAAGAUUUUCCUAUUGUGAGACGUCGCAAAUUGGGAGGUUAGAGCUUUUGUUCCUCAAGAGGAGUUUGUUACAUGUUCUUCUUCUCGCCUUGCCAAUUUUAUACACUUUCUUGGUUUCUGAAUGCAUGUAUACUGCAUAGGAAUAGUUCCAGUGUGAGGUCUCUCUUCACUUUCAUUGAUUUUGUAAAAAGCUAUAUCUCAAUAUUGAAGUAGAUUUCUCCAAUUCUCAGAAA